Messenger RNA from Solanum pennellii, 1859 nucleotides. RefSeq names its product GATA transcription factor 8-like. The record is from RefSeq and is a predicted model, not a curated record. NCBI's taxonomy places the organism in Eukaryota, Viridiplantae, Streptophyta, Magnoliopsida, Solanales, Solanaceae. Gene Ontology annotation, cellular component: nucleus. The coding region runs from base 425 to 1459 and encodes 344 amino acids. Gene Ontology annotation, biological process: positive regulation of DNA-templated transcription. Gene Ontology annotation, molecular function: zinc ion binding; sequence-specific DNA binding. The transcript has 3 exons.
AGUCCUUUUGAAUUUUCACAAAUUUUUUUCAAUUUUUUCAAGUAUUAAUUAAAUUACUAAAGUGUGACGAUGACAGGUUUGAGCUGUGAAAUUAGUCUCGAGUCGUGUAAAUGCGGGAUGCUUUGAUUGUUCAAAUUACUAAACCUGUCGGUUCAACUUUAAAAUUGCUUGUGGCCCCAUCUGUUUUCUCAAUUUUUUUAAAUUUUUUUUUCUUCUGAUUUACAAGAAUCCAAAAAGAAUUUCAACCUUUUCUGCUAAAAUGGGCCAUGAAAACCCCUUUGUGCUGGCAAGCAUCAUUAUGACAACAUUGCUCCAGCUUGAAGAUUAUGUUGGGAGGAGGUGAUGGGGUGGCCCACACCCUUCACCUCAUGAUUACGCGUACACGUAGAAGGUUUAGUUUAGUAGAAAAAGAAGAGUAUUUAGCAUGGGUUCGGAUUUCGUUGAUGAGAUAGAUUGUAGCAGCUUCUUUGAUCAUAUGGAAGAUUUGAUUGAGUUUUCCCCAGAGAAUGUGUGUGGUGGCGUUGACGCUGUUGAUUGUAACGAUUUUCCAAGCAUUUGGAAUGAUCCCUUGCCUGAUUCUGACCCAUUUUUCUCCGGCAGUUACAGCAAUUCAGCUUCAGACUUCUCCGCGGAGCUCUCAGUUCCGCUCGAGGAUAUUGUUCAACUCGAGUGGCUUUCAACGUUCGUGGAGGAUUCCUUCUCUUGUGGGGGUUUGACACUCGGAAAAGAACAUUGUUCUGUCAAAAAGGAGUCCUCUGAUCGCAAAUUCCUGACCUCAAGUCCUGUUUCUGUACUUGAGAGCAGCAGCAGCAGCAGCAGCUCAUCCACGUCAAGCUCGGGACCGGGGAAAAUACUUCCUCCUCUUAGUCCAUGCCCCCGUGGUCCACAACGUGCUCGGACUAAACGUCCUCGUCCUACAACUUUUAAUCCCCGGCCAGUAAAUCACCUCAUGUUUCCAACAUCAGUAAGUCCCAAGCAAUUUGUUGCUCCUGGAGUUAACUCAUUGGACUCUGAGAAUUUCGCCGAGUCUCCCAUGAAGAAGAAAAAGAAAAUCAAGUUAUCGAUCCCUCUAGCUUCGAUCGAGACUAAUCAGGAUAACUACCAGCCCGCGCCACAAGCAGUUAGGAAAUGCUUGCAUUGUGAGAUAACAAAGACGCCUCAAUGGAGAGCCGGUCCAAUGGGGCCAAAAACCCUCUGCAACGCCUGUGGUGUUCGUUACAAGAAAGGCAGACUCUACCCUGAGUACCGUCCUGCUGCAAGUCCCACAUUCGUUCCAUCCUUGCACUCCAACUCUCACAAAAAGGUUCUGGAAAUGAGAAGCAACGUUUUCCCCGAAGAGGAAACACAUUACAAGCAGGCCAAACCUAGACGAGCCCGCCCCCUUAUCAUUGUCCAAGCUGAGAACAACACCACAGCUAGUACUACUCCAACCGCGCAAUCACAUCUCAACCCCGAGUAACAAAAUCAUCAUAGGAGCAGACAGAGCAGAAACCAGUUUUUCCUAGUCCUCAUUUUUUUUCAGGUCUUUAGUGUUAUUUGUUUACUGUUUUUUCAUUGCUUUGUUCAUUGGUUCUUUGUAUAAAGAUGUAGGAGGUUAUAGUAAAGAAGUAGAUGACAUAUAGUUUAGUUGGAAGCUAGAGUUGAGAGAUGAAAAUGGAGUCAGGCUAAGGCAGCUUUAGUGUUAUUUAAGACUAGGUUUGGAGUCUUUUACAAGUGUUAAGUGAUCUUUUUGUUAGACUUUGUGGCCUUCCUUUUUUUCUCAUCUUUUUGAUGAAAGAAUUCUUUUGCAGUUACUAUGAUUUGUUUUUAGAAUGUUGUAUUCUUGAAUGAGUAAUGGUUUCAAGUAAGUCUUCAAGUCA